AUGUCCUUGGGUCAUUCCUAUUCCUCUUCAACUUGCAAUGCAUGCAGAAGAAAGCAUUUCCGUUCUGCUUCGAGCUCUCAAGGAGAUGGAGGUUGGAACAAGAAAGAUGCAUCGCUGAUCUGCCAUUGUGGAGAGAAGAGUGUGUUGAGGACUGCAAAAACGACGAAGAAUCGAGGGAAAUUGUUCUGGAGUUGCCCUGGGUAUAAGAUGAGGAGUGAAAAUGGAGGAUGCAACUUCUUCAAGUGGUUUACUGAUUGGGGAGUUGAAGAAAGUGUUAGAUGUGAGGUGUUGGAAGCAACUGAUGAGAGAUUGGUGAAGACUUUUGAAAACCAAGGUGUUAAGCAAAGCUUUGAUGUGCAGAAAGCUGUUAUGGGUCUUCAAAGUUGGAUGAAAUAUUUGGUUGUGGUUGUUAGUGUUGUCUUUAUAAUGAACAUGAUUAUAAUUGCAAUGCUCAUGGGAAGGGUUUCAUAA
This is a messenger RNA of Vigna radiata var. radiata (mung bean), 471 nucleotides long. RefSeq lists its product as uncharacterized. Bases 1 to 471 code for a protein of 156 amino acids. The transcript has a single exon. Lineage: Eukaryota; Viridiplantae; Streptophyta; Magnoliopsida; Fabales; Fabaceae. The record is from RefSeq and is a predicted model, not a curated record. Gene Ontology annotation, molecular function: zinc ion binding.